Camellia sinensis is the source of this 1191-nucleotide messenger RNA. NCBI's taxonomy places the organism in Eukaryota, Viridiplantae, Streptophyta, Magnoliopsida, Ericales, Theaceae. The record is from RefSeq and is a predicted model, not a curated record.
UUUGAAAUGAUGUUCGUUACUAUACUCUAUUUUGCCUUUUUCCUGCUUUGGCAUUUUUUUUUGGUUUAUAUGCUAUUUUGUUACAAAUUGAACCAUUAAAUUUAAUGAUUUCCAUUGAUAUCUAGUAUGGUUACAAGCCCUUUCAAGAUAAUUAGCACGGUUACAAGAUAUUGAUGAUCCAUGUAUUUGUAUAUUUUAUUAAUUUCAAACGUUGAAAUUUUAUUAUGUUAUGUUGUUGUGAGACCAUGUGGUUGAUUGGUUUUAUAGUAGUAUUUAUAUAUUUUUUCUCUUUGUUGUCUUGUGUCUUAACAUUAAAGGGAUUGAAGUUCUCUGUGCCAUGUCUUUUAUGGAAGGACACUAUUUAUGGUGGUUAGAUAACAAAUUAUGGGGUUAAAAAAGACUUUCUGGAAGCCAAUAUUUUAUGCGAUUUCAUGGUCCAUAUAUGACUGGUUAGAAAUGAUCUAUUCAGGAUAGAAAAACCCUUCUGGUUUGAUGUGGUUGAAUUAGUGAAAGUAAGAGUUGGUCAUUGGGUGAAAGACUAGAAAGAAUAUACACUCUGUUUAGUUUGAAGUUGUAAUGCAUUGGAAUUCUUAUCAAUAUGAAUUGAUAACUUGUGAAUUUAAUUUUGUGGUUUCUAGGUCAACUCUUGACCAAAGUUGUCAUGCACGAAUAGCGGCACUUAUUACUAAUAUUCAAAUGCUGCAUGAUGAAAUUGACCUCCUGUUUGAAGAGAUAAACAGACAGAUAGAGGUAUCAAGCAGAGAAAAAAUCGAUUUGAUGAGGCUCACUGCCACUUCUCAAGGUUCCGCGGUGAAUGAUUGUAAUGUGGCUGAGAAACUGAGCCACAGCAGUGCCCUUGGCUGGGGUGUAGGCAUCAAGGUCAAAGAUUUAAACGGCAUCACCUCCUCAGGCCAAGGGUGUUGCAAUAAGGAUUAUAUGAGUGAUGAGGAUUUGGAGGAACAUUUAAGAAAAAUGAAGGCUAAAUCUACUGAAAUGCUGAAGAAGUUGUCUGAAAAAAGGUAUCAACUAUUGCAGACUUAUGGCAAAUCAUUAAUCCCUACAGUGCAGGCGUCUAAUGCACAACCUUGUUCCAUGUACAAUCUAAAGCUUAUUGAAUAUUUGUAUUGAAUUGUGUAAUUUGAAUUUGUACUUGUGAUUCAAUUCAUAGAAGACACUUUGCAUGUUUGUCCC